Macrosteles quadrilineatus (aster leafhopper) is the source of this 4543-nucleotide messenger RNA. RefSeq lists its product as uncharacterized. The transcript is spliced from 26 exons. NCBI's taxonomy places the organism in Eukaryota, Metazoa, Arthropoda, Insecta, Hemiptera, Cicadellidae. Gene Ontology annotation, molecular function: G protein-coupled receptor activity. The coding region runs from base 83 to 4390 and encodes 1435 amino acids. The record is from RefSeq and is a predicted model, not a curated record. Gene Ontology annotation, cellular component: membrane.
AUGAUGAGCCUGUUGUAGGGUUGUGAGCAUGGGGUAGAGAGACUCGUGGUGAGAUGGUGCAACUCACUACCUACAGGUGACUAUGAUAGUGCUAGUGGUGCUGCUGGCGUGGGUCAUGUCACUAGGUCAAGGUCGUGGACAAGCGCAAGACAAACAAGAGUGUGGAGGGAUGCUGACGGCAGCACGAGGAGUUCUACAUACACCCAAUUUCCCUCGCAAAUUCCAGACGCCACUUCGCUGUCACUGGGUGAUAGACGCCAGUCAGGCUAGUGACACUCAGGCGAGUGCUUCCAUAGUCGUAUACUUCACCCAGCUGUUCGUCACUACAGGUCUGUCCUUUACAGAGUUUGAUUACUACGAGCACGACUCUACUUUCCAGCUGGGCGGAAAGGAAAUUCAUAGGGUGACUGAGCAGAAUGUGACCCGCGUGGAGUGGCUACUGACCCGAAGGAACUACCUGGUAGUAGACUUCACUCUGGACAGACUGGAGGGCAACCAUCUCCGUGUCCUGGACGACCUUCUGGAUGUCUACGGGUUCAACAUCACCUACGAGGUCACCCAAGAGCCGAGACAUGCUUGCAGCGUGGUGGGAUGCUCAAUGUCCGGUCACUGCUACGCCUCUCAAGACUUCAAGGAGUACUGGUGCUCGUGUUUCCGUGGGUUCUCCGGCCCAGAGUGCGGUAAAGGCCCCUUGUGUCAACCUACCAGCAAUGUGUGCGAGAAUGGGGCUACAUGCAGACAAGUAGGUGCUAUAGCAAGUACUUGUGUCUGUCUUGAGGGAUAUACAGGAGCGCGCUGUGAGCUUCGGAUGUCUGACCAAGAUUGUUCCGAAAAUGAAAGCUGUACGACACAAUGCCCAGAAGAUGGCACAGCUGAGCCUUGUGCUUGCGGACAUCGCGGGCUUCCUCUCAAUAAUGACAAGGCAAGAUACGAGGGAACUUUACGGUUGGCCAACGUAACUGCAGCAAGAUACUGUGUUGAGAGUGUCAUGUGUCAACUUAAACCCACGCUUACUAAACAGAUUUCAAAAUAUCUCAAGAGCAGCAAUCUAUCAAUAAUGGAGGACAUUAGAGUUAUUGACGUUGGACUCAGCGGAGAGGUUCGAUUCCACUUCUGGGGCAGCAAGUCCGAAGGCUCCAAGGUGAGAGACUCCUUCAACAGAUUAGUCCAGAGGGGAAGACUUGGAAAUGUCACUCUGGUCGCCACACACCUUGCCAUCACGCAGGAGCCUUCACUACAUCUCCAGAGUGUCCAGAUAAAUCAUUCCAAAGCUACGAUACGGCAAGGAGAAGAGUUCAUCUUGACUUGCGUCGCACAAGGAUCUUCCCACCUCGUAUUCCACUGGUUCAAAGACGGAAUAUACAUAAAUUCCACUAAGUCAAUGCGGAACAUGUGGGUACGAGUACUGCCACUGGACUCAGCAGAGCAGCACACAGCUCUCUUGGGCGUGGCUGAGGCGGAUCCCCUAGACACUGGUAGAUACACGUGUCAAGUUAUAGAUUGGGGCUAUCAGCAGUGUCGUUCCCUCAACCUAGAGGUGCUACAAGAGCCUAACGUCCGGGUGGAUCCUAUGAGUAUUACUGUGGAGAAGGGUAAAAAUGUAACGGUUAGAUGCACCGCUCCAAAUGAGCUGCAAUUUGAAAGCAAGUUAGGAUACAGCUGGACGAAAAACAACGCCUUGUUUAAAAUGACACCAAAUGAGGAGUUUUGGGAAGACUUGUACCCUGGUGGUAGUUAUCUACGCAUUUACAAUGUACAGAAGUCGGCCACAUACUCGUGCCACGUCCAUGGCAGUGUACGCUCCGUGCCUCGCAGUAUGAGGCUGGAGGUGCUCAAUCAGACAGUGGCGCCAUGGUGUCCAGAGGACGAAACCGGGGUAGGUGGUAUCCGAUGGGAGCAGGCCGGGCCGGGGGUAGUGGCCAGAGUAGACUGCCCUGUACACUACCAGGGCAUUGCUACGAGACUGUGUCUGCUAGUAGAGAACCGCCAAGUGCGCUGGCAGACUCCAGACUUCUCAGACUGCGUGUCCGACAAGAUCAUAUCAGUUUCCAAUAACUUUCACAAGAUUACCUUGGGCUACGGAAACACAACUGCCUUGGACGCGGUGUUUGGCGUGCUGACGUCACUGAGGGACCGUGGAGUUGUAUAUCCGGGGGAGGGAGAGCCUGCUAUUGGUCUACUUCACAGGGUAAAGUCUUACCUAAACAAGACUGGCAGCUGGUCAGAACUCGCCAACGCCACCAACUACUUCUACAGCGCUGUCAACACGUUGUUACAACAUAGGAACUCAGUCAUACACCACCAGAAGGUAGAAGAGCUUGUUGGCGUAGUGUCGGCCUGGACGGGGAUGUGGGGAGCCCAAGCAGGAACCGGAAGUGGUCACCUUGCCUUUGACAGUCUCGUCGUGGACUUGUUCCGGUUUGAAGAACCAUCCUUCCGCCACGAUUUUACAAUUAGGAUUCCUAGACCUACUUACAGCUAUCCACCAUGGUUCAGCUCCAGGGUAGUCUUUGACAUUGGUAGCAAUAGAGUCUACACGAACAUGACUACUAGUCUAGGAGUUGUUGUGUACAACAGGUUAUCAGACUUCCUACCGCAGCGUUAUUCACAAACUUUAGAGAGUGGCGUGGAGGUACAGUACGAGGUAGUCUCAGAACUAGUGACUGUGGUGUCAAGAGGACCUCUAGUAGUCUCGGUGUCUUUAGAACUGGCGGUGGUCUCUCGCCCUGGCUGGGACCUCUACUGUGGCACCUCCGCCGCACCCAGCAUCCUCUGGAACCUCACUACUUGUCAAGUGACACCCCUGGGAGCAAACAGAACACUGUGCCUGUGUGACGGACCCAGUACAUUCGCUGCACUUCUGGUCAAGGUCAUACACCACAAAGACCAUUCACAACGUAAGACCACUCCUCGUGUCGUGUUGCUUGGAUGUGCAUGUUGUCUAGUCCAGUCCCUACUGACACUAGCGCUCCUGGUGGUGAGAUGGCGGCGACAUAGGACUUGUCUAAUGUUUCUCAAGCUUCAGUGUAGUGCUUCCAUCUUGGCAUCUAUGGUCGUUUUUCUCUACGCUUGUAGCAGAUCUCUGCCCCAGGAUUUAUAUCCACCAGUUUCUACGUCUCUUCAAGCCAUUAUUCUAAUUAGCUUGUCCAGUCAUCUUAGCAAAGUACUUCUCGUCUACACUGAAGUCAUUUACCUCCCAAACGUAAAGAAUUUGAAACAAACAAUAAUAUUCAUCAUGUCUGGGGUGCCUCUACUUGUUGUCCUUUGCAACCACAUCUCACAGAUCUCAAUGAACAGGAGAGAGAACUCUUGGUGGUUGGUCAGAGGAACUGUGAUAUUUUACUCCUGCGUGUUCACUGUGCUUCUGCUUAUAGUUCUCUUCAUUUUCAUACUCUUCCAUGUCAACAGACGGUUGAGGUCAUUGUUAUCUUUGAAGAGUGAGGAUACAAGGAAGGCAGUUCAAAGAAGACUUGGGUUGUUGCGUCGCGCUGGUGUAAUGUUCAGUGCGACAGCAGCGAUGGCAGCGUCUAGCGUGGUCUACGUGAACUACCCGUCUCUUAAGACUCAGUAUUUGUUUUGUCUAUCAUGUGCCUUACUGGGUUUUCUGCUGCUGGUAUGCUACGUGCUGCACGGGGAGUCCCAUUUACAUGUACACGUGAAGCUGCAGCACGCCGAGAACCCAGUAUUCAGCUCGGAUUCUGAUAGCAGUCCACUCAGCAUAUUUACAAAGCAAGAAGCAGAAGUAGAGUGCGAAGGAGCGCCGCCUUCAACAGAUAAGAACAACUCCAACAAAAAAGGCGACUUUUUCAAAACGUCCCCCACGGGAUCGUAUAGGAGGUUUGAAGAUAAAGAAGAAUUCAAUACAUUUAAAGGGAGCACAACAAAAAUUGAGCUUCCUACAGUGAGUGAGAAGGUAUUUCGGAGUGAGAAUGGAGUAGAUAUUUUCUCGACGGGACCUGUAGACCAAGAGAUAACAGCGAAGAUAACGUCACAGCUAGGGAGUCCUCGUCGGACGUUGUCAGAGAAGCCAUGUCCGGCUGAGCCAGGGACUACACGUGUGUGUGUGAUCACCAGUGUGGUAGUGGACACAGCUAGUGUGGUAGUGUGUAGUGUGGACGUGGAGCCUUGCAGUGUGAUGAACAAGAGUAUUGUCAGCUCCGGGGAAGCGCCAUCCACCACAGGAAGUCCACCACAGCUGAAGGAAAAAGACACUAUUGAAGAUGAAAUCAUUGAUCCAGUAAGAAAAUCAGAAGAGUUCAAUGAUUUAGAGGUCGACACCGAUGUUAUGGACAGGAUUUGUCACGACCUCGACUACCUCCUGGGUGGCAACCAGAGUCCUCCUGGAGAUCCAACAGUCCCGAAGAUUUUAAUACAAAAUACUAGUUUAUAGCCCAGUUUGUAACAAUCAUGUCCGUUAUGUGUAGUAUAUAUAUUUUUGUACAUAUGUAAAUACCAUUUUUAAUGCUAGGUGUUCAUUCUUAGACGGUUGUUUAUGAUUGUUAUAUGCUCAAAUAAAUGUUAUUUUGUUAUGUUUUCAAAGUAU